CUGGGGCGAUUAGGAGAGCACGUGAGCAUCCAACCCUUUCUUCCAGCUCUCUUUUAUCUUAGGGGUUGGUAGGUGCGGGGACAGCCCGGGGUCGGUGUAUGGCCACGGAGUUACGGUGUCCGGACUCCAUGCCCUGUCGCAACCAACAAGUAAACUCUGCCUCUACCCCAAGCCCCGAGCCGCCGCGACCUGGCGACCUGAUCCCGGAUAAUGUCGGGGGAAACAGCGUCUCCAAGGCCAAGCCGACUCCCCUCACCAGUCGUGCCCAUUCUAGCGUUUCGGGGGAAGGGAGCCCUCAGGCCUGCGGUGCCGCCAGCCUCAACUCUGAGAGCAGCCAUGGCAGUGGCGACUACGACGCGUCGUCAGGCGACUCCCUCCCAAGGGACUUCCAACUCUCCUGGCAGAUUGGGGCUCAGCUUAAGCUGCUACCCAUGAAUGAGCAGAUCCGGGAGCUGCAGACCAUCAUCCGGGACAAGACAGCCAGUAGAGGGGACUUCAUGUUUUCUGCGGAUCGUUUGAUCAGACUUGUUGUGGAAGAGGGAUUGAAUCAGCUGCCAUAUAAAGAAUGCAUGGUGACAACUCCAACAGGGUACAAAUAUGAAGGAGUGAAAUUUGAGAAGGGAAACUGUGGCGUCAGCAUAAUGAGAAGCGGUGAGGCGAUGGAACAAGGUUUACGAGAUUGUUGUCGAUCCAUACGUAUUGGAAAGAUCCUGAUUCAGAGUGAUGAGGAGACACAGAGAGCCAAAGUAUAUUAUGCUAAGUUCCCUCCAGACAUUUAUAGGAGAAAAGUCCUUCUGAUGUACCCAAUUCUCAGCACUGGAAAUACUGUAAUUGAAGCUGUAAAGGUUCUUAUAGAACAUGGAGUUCAACCCAGUGUUAUCAUCCUACUCAGUCUGUUCUCCACUCCUCGUGGUGCCAAAUCAAUCAUUCAAGAGUUCCCAGAGAUCACAAUUUUAACUACUGAAGUUCAUCCUGUUGCACCUACACAUUUUGGACAAAAAUACUUUGGAACAGACUAAGUUAUUAAAGGAAAAUUAAUUAUCUUGUGUAAUGUUACAGUUAUAUUUUGAAAUUCUAUUUGUUUUACUGAUUCACUUAAGGACUGGCAGAGAAAAUUGUGUUAAAGAUGCUUUGUAACUUUUGGAAGAGGGUAUAGUAAAAAGAAAAUGUUUGAGGUUUAUUUAUUUUAUUUGGUUAUUUUUUGACUGUUGGCACCAAAUUCAACAAUGAAGCACACAACUCUUAGAAAAUAUUUUAAUAAUAUCUUAUUCCAAUUGCUGAUCCCUCAUUACAUUGAAACUGUCCCCUAAUUUAUGAACCUGUCUUUCAGCCACAAAUAAACCCAAAUGGGGCUAAGUUAUUUGGCCCACUGUAGUUUGCAUUUUGUGUAGUUUGCUUUAAGUUCUAGGGAGUUUUCAUUUAUGUGACUGUUUUCACCUUCCUCUACUAUUUACUUCCUAGUACUAUACAUUCUGGUAACUUAAUAUCCUCACUCAAUUGGCAGACCCAGGAUAUAUAUAAAUUAUAUGUAGCUUUUCAGUCAAGCUAUUAUGUUCUUCCUGACUCAUUUCCUACUCUGUAUAGUGCUGGUGGGUGCCUUACCAAGUGUAAUGCAGUGGGGGAAAAAAUAGGGCAUUUCCUGCAACUGGAACUGUAACAUUAACUUACAUAGGUCAAACUAGGGAUGUCUGGAUGCAGACAAGGGAGGGCUAAGUACUGUUAAUGCCAUCAAUGUCCUAGAAAGAGUUGGGGGAGGAAAGCCUGGUUUCUUGCUGGGUUUUAUGGCCAAAAAUUAAAUUAAAAUGCUUGAUUUUUAAUUUGCAUGUUUCUACUAGAGGCUUUUGAUUUGGAAGUUAGUUUUUUUUGCAUAUUUGUCAACUGUAGACAAAUUAACAUGGGGAAGAUACCAUGGUAUUUUUUAAAAUCCCUAAACUUUAUGUAUUCAUAUUUAGGUUUCUGAAAGGAAGAUAAACCUUUUUCAAAAUCGGUGUUUCUGUUUUGAAAUUUGCUUGUGAAACUGUGGUCUCAUUUUACAUUGAUAUUAAAAUAUUUUAACAGUG
Messenger RNA from Miniopterus natalensis, 2060 nucleotides. It is a transcript of the gene UPRT, whose product is annotated as uracil phosphoribosyltransferase homolog. Lineage: Eukaryota; Metazoa; Chordata; Mammalia; Chiroptera; Miniopteridae. The record is from RefSeq and is a predicted model, not a curated record.